Molecule: messenger RNA, 1219 nt
Organism: Hibiscus syriacus
Lineage: Eukaryota; Viridiplantae; Streptophyta; Magnoliopsida; Malvales; Malvaceae
Exons: 4
Coding region: 396-1016 (206 amino acids)
Source: RefSeq, a predicted model, not a curated record
GGGGUCUGAUUGCCGAGCCUACGUAGAGACGCAAAAGAAAGAACCAAAAGUAGCGUAAGCACCAAAGUCAUCCUUGUCCAUCCAUCCAACGGCUCUGCAUAAACUUCAGCCACCACCAUUGAUCUCCGCCGUCCAAACGCCCUGCAUUUGUUUAUGAGCCUUGUCCCUUAGUUCAGGCGUUUGCUUUGUUGGUUGGAUUCUAAGUUGCAAAUUCAUUUUAGCCUUCUCUCUCUCUCUCCUUUCUUCCUCUUUCUUUGGCUUUUGAUCUUCAUAGGAAAAACCCCAUUGCUUUGCUUCGAUUAACAAUGGUAAUGCCAUCGCUGUAAAUGCCAAAUAUUUCUUCUUUCUUUCUUGUUCUUUGUUCAUUGUCCUUGGUUUUCUCAAUAUAGACAACAAUGCCAGUGCCGCCAUGGCUAGAGUCAUUGCUAAGUACAGCCUUUUUCACGGUUUGCAGAACACAUGGAGAUGCAGCUAGGGGAGAAUGUAACAUGUAUUGUUUAGAUUGUAAAGGAGACGCGUUUUGCUUCUAUUGCCGCUCCUCUAAACACAAAGAUCAUCAAGUCAUUCAGAUAAGGAGAUCUUCAUAUCAUGAUGUAGUGAGGGUUUCCGAGAUUCAAAAGGUAUUGGAUAUAAGUGGGGUUCAAACUUAUGUGAUAAACAGUGCCAGGGUUCUAUUCUUGAAUGAGAGGCCUCAACCAAAAUCUGGAAAAGGUGUUGCUCAUAUCUGUGAAAUCUGUGGAAGAAGCCUCUUGGAUCCAUUUCGUUUUUGUUCUUUGGGAUGUAAGCUUGUAGGAGUAAGGAGGAAUGGGAAUGCAAGUUUUAGCUUAGAGGCAAAGAAUGAGGUGUUAAUGGAUAGAACUAGAAAAGAAGGGAUGUCAAAGGAAGAAGAAGAAGAAGAAGAAGAAGAAUUGCGUGAAGGCUCACAACAAGACAUUUAUCUGCCCACGCCUCCCCCACCUCCUUCAAAUGCAAGGAGAAGAAAAGGAACCCCUCAUCGUGCACCUUUCGGAUCCUAAAAGGAACCAAGUACACUAUUAUAUUCAAAAUUUCACCCAUUUCUUUAUUUAUUACCCACAUAAAAAAAAAGUGAAAUUGUUUGGGGGUCUUUAAAUUUGUUAAAUUGUCCUAACUAAAGGGGAUGUAGGGUAUCAUUAUUUGGUUAAGGGGAGUAAAAAAAUAAAAUCAAGGGUAAACUACAUAUUUAGUCACCCAACUAUUC